AAACGCGACUCAUGACUAACUCUCAACUUGCGUGCUCACACAUUGGAACGUGUAACGCUUUGCUUGCUCAUACGUUUACAUUACUUUGUCAGUUGAGUUUCAUACUGAGACUCGUGAGGAUCAUCAUUGUAAAACCGCGGUUUAAUUUCAUUAUUAUAAACUCUAUAGUGCCGUAGCAGUAGCAUUAACCAAAUAAAUUAACACUUAAAUGGCGGCGCUUGUUUAAACGAUUAAUCACCAUCGGCAACAGUAAUUAUCAAUGACUAAUCCAUAAUCCUUAAUAGUGAGUGAGUUAAGUCCUUUUAAACUUUAAGAUUAUAAACUUUUUAAGAGUUUAAAAGGAUACGAGAAAUUCGUGAGUACAAUUGAAAGUAAGUAGAGAGAGAUACAGUGUCAAGUGAAGAACUCGGCUUUUGCCAUAUUAUUUAUAACAGCAGUGAAGGAGAUUGUAAGAGUAAGAGCACAGACCGAGUUACUGAAUACCAGACUACCAAUGGUGAUUGUCAUCAAGAGAUCAAAGUAACCAACUCCAGCUGUUUUGGUAUACGGCCUUUUUUAAAGACUUUUUCACAAGUUAAAAUGGGAUGUUGUGGAUGCGGUGAAGAUGACUCGGCGAAAAUUGAACCUGGGAGCCAAGAGAGGGAAUUGUCAUUCUCCGAAUCUGAAGUAUUUGCGAAAAAACGAUCAUGUACCGACCUUCCAGCGCUUUUAAUCCUUAUUUUGAUCAUUGCCGGCUACGGUUUUUUUGUUAGCUGUGCGGUUAAAAAAGGAGAUCCCUUUCGACUUCUCUACGGAUAUGAUGACUGUGCUAACGUUUGCGGUCGAGUUACGAGCAAAGAAACAAACCCAGAGUUUUCUUGCAAAGGUGCUGACAUGAGAGAGCUACGUUAUCAUUACGCUGAAUUAGGAGUAGAGGGAGUUAAAUCGCGAAAAUGUAUUGAAAACUGUGAUCGCCUGGGCAAUGAAACGAUACGAUUUUUAAAUCGUUGCAUCGUUAAAACUAAUGGCAAUAAUCCUACAAAUGCUUUACUGAAUAACAUGGGAGUUAAAAAUUUUUUUAAUGAAGCCGCAAAUGAUUUGAAUAUUGCAUGGAGAGAAUUGAUUUACCUGCUAUUAAUUGCUCUGGCUUCAUCCCUCGGCAUUCUGAUUGCCUUCCGAUACAUCGUACAAUACGUCAUAUUCAUUGUUCUAAGUGGUGCAGUUGUCAUCUCCAUUGCUGGGACAAUUUACCUCUGGUUGCUCUGGCAUUUUGAAAAGAAAGACGUUAUGGCUGGUAAAAUUGACGAAGAAGAAGCACAUAUACAAGCAUACUUGGUAUAUGCUAUUUUAAUGUCAAUAGUUGCUGUUGUGACACUUCUAGUGGUACUCGUAAUGCGAAGAAGAAUAGCUUUAGUUUCACAAUUAUUUAAAGAAACCGGUAAAGCGAUUUAUUCAAUGCCUGGAUUAUUGUUGCAACCGAUCUACACUUACAUAGUUAUCAGCGCUUCACUUGUCACGUGGCUUUAUAUAAUGCUGUGGAUUGAGAGUGCAGGUGAUCUCUAUAAAAAUAAAAAAGGGCACUAUCACUAUAAAAAAAAUGGUUUGCUUGAGGGCGCACGUUGGUAUAAUAUCUUCAUGUACUUUAUAAUGAUGCAGUUUUAUCUGGGUUGUCAGCAUAUGAUUGUAGCUGGAGCGGUAGCUCGGUGGUUUUUUACAAGGGAUAAAAAGCAGUUGUCAAUGCCAGUAACGCGCAGUACGUGUUCAUUAAUACGAUACCAUCUUGGUACUGUUGCAUUCGGAGCGCUGAUUAUAGCCAUUGUUAAAUUUCUAAGAGCUAUUUUCGCUUAUACGGCGAAAUAUAUUCAAAAAUAUGAUAAUGCCUGGAUAAAAGCUCUAUUAUGUUGUUGUAAUUGCUGCUUAUGGUGUUUUGAGAAUGCUCUCAAAUUUUUAACACGAAAUGCUUACAUCGAAACUGCCAUUUACGGGUGUAAUUUAUGUGCUGGAGGCAGAAAAGCAUUCCGAGCACUUACGGACAAUAUAUUACGAGUAGCAGCUAUUAAUAGCGUUGGAGAUUUUGUAUUAUUCUUGGGUAAAGUACUUGUAGUUGCGCUUACCAUUGUUGCCGGUGUUUACUUGAUCCAGAAAAAGGACGGCCUGCACCAUCCUUGGGUACCAAUAACUCUUGGUGGACUAUUUGCUCUUCUCAUUUCCCAUUGUUUCAUUUCAAUUUAUGAGAUGAUAAUCGACACAAUAUUUAUAUGCUUCUGCGAAGACUGUUCAAGAAACGAUGGAAUUAGCCGUCCUUAUUACAUGAGUCGCGGGUUGAUGGAAUUCGUAGAAAACAGUAAGGAAGCCAUGAAAAAGCUUUAAUUAUCAAUGUUCUCCACAAAGUGCUUCUAUUUCUAUUCGUUAGCAGUAAAACGAAUUAUUUUCAACUGGAAUAAAAGAGUAUAAAGACUGAAAAUAUUGAUAUAUUUUUGUCUGGUUUUUUUGAGAGUGAGUUCCGAUUACUACGUACUACCAAAGCACAAUUGAUUAUCGCGUGAUACGUGUUAUUGCACUAAGAAUAAGCUAAUCAAACGUUCAAUGUCUUCUAUUCGAUAAUUAAUUAUGUGAUGCCUCAAUAGUAAAAAAAGUUGAUAGAUAAAAAAAAAUAUCUAUAUGUAUUAUAUUUAUAUUUUUAACUCUUCCGUCUAAAUGUUUACUAUAGUUAAAUUAAUGUAAGCUCAUAUAUUGUAUUAUUUCCAUUAAUUAUUCAUCUACAACGAUCUAUUGUAACAGUUUUGUAUUGAUUAACAAUUGAAUAAUUACAAGCUUAAAUAUUGUUUAUUUAAUGGUUGUAAAAAAUGUGAUUAAAUGAAUGAGUUUUUUCUAUUA
Cotesia glomerata is the source of this 2856-nucleotide messenger RNA. Its product is annotated as choline transporter-like protein 1. Gene Ontology annotation, biological process: transmembrane transport. The record is from RefSeq and is a predicted model, not a curated record. The transcript is spliced from 16 exons. Bases 580 to 2349 code for a protein of 589 amino acids. Gene Ontology annotation, molecular function: transmembrane transporter activity. Lineage: Eukaryota; Metazoa; Arthropoda; Insecta; Hymenoptera; Braconidae. Gene Ontology annotation, cellular component: membrane.